AUGAUGAUAGAGCACGGUGUACCGCCACAGCUUCCGCUGCUGUUCGACCCAACGCCCGAGAACGUGCUCAGAGAUGCCAGGAAAACCAUCACAGCGACUACAGCAGAAUGGGACAAGAUUGUCGAGACCGUCCUUCCAAGCCAGGCAACAGUUGAGAACACCAUCAUUCCCAUCGCACAUCUCGAGAACGAGACGAUGGCUGUGAACGACGUGAUCUACCUGAUGGCCACGACACAUCCCGACAAGGGGAUCCGUGAAGCAUGCAAGGCAGCCAAGAAGCUCACCGACGAGGCAGCAGUAGACCGCUAUCUGCGGAAAGACAUGUUUGCCCUGGUCGAUGCCGUGCUCUCUACAACCACGGAAACAUCUGUCAAGCCUGAGACGUAUCGGUUCCUGACCAAGCACCACGCAGAAUUCGCCGAGAAUGGUUGUGAUCUGGAGGGUUCGGCCAAGACUCAAUUCGAGAAUGAUCUAAAGAGACUCGAAUCGCUGAAAAGGGAUUAUAUCUCGAAUCUUGACAAUGACACCUCUGGGAUGUGGUUCAGUCUGGAAGAACUGGACGGUCUUCCCAAGACGUUCAUAGACGCCCUGAAGAAGGGUGAUGAGGAACAGGAGGGAAAGUACUGGGUGGACAUGAAGAAACCACGUUGGGAGAGAAUGCUCAAAUUUGCCAGAUGUGAGGAGACUCGGAUGCACUACUUCAUACAACACCUGAACCGGAUACCAUCCAACAUACCGCUGGCGCGUGAGAUCGUUCUCGUACGGGAUUCUCUUGCUCGGCAAAAGGGCUCGAAAUCGUGGGCGCAGCUUCGGAUGUCCAACAAGAUGAUGAACGACCCAGCUGCUGUUCGAGCUACGCUGAGCCAAAUCCAGCGCAACCUCUUUGAACUUGGGCAGAAAGAGGCAAGCGAGCUCCUAGCCCUGAAGAAAUCCGAUGUCCAGUCCAAGAACAAUGAUGACACGCAGCUCUUCCUGUGGGACAUUUCAUACUACAACAACCUACGCCAAGAAAAGACAAGAUCCGUUGACACUAAGUCGAUCAUGGAAUACUUUGAGCUAAUGACAGUCAUCCGCCAUAUCCUAGAGCUAUAUUCGCGUCUGUUCGAGAUCGAAUUCGAACUCGUGACUGAGGAACGUGCUCAAACUCUCCACGGAGAGAAUUCCCCGAAGAUGAAGUGGCAAGAAGAAGUGUUUCUCUACGCCGUUUGGGACCUGAAGUCAACUCCCUCGUUCAUAGGUUACAUGUACUUUGAUCUGCAUCCACGUGAGGGAAAAUACUCGCAUGCAGGACACUUCAACCUUCAGAAGGGAUUUGAGCGGCGGGACGGCACUCGCGCAUACCCGUGUUCUGCCCUGAUCAUGAACCAAGCCAAGCCCACAGGUUCGGAUCCCUCGCUUCUCAGCGCCAACGAAGUCCGUUCCCUGUUCCAUGAAGUCGGCCAUGGGAUCCAUAAUCUACUCAGCGUUACUACCUUUGCGCGCUUCCAUGGUACAAGGGUUGAUCGAGAUUUUGUCGAGACGCCGAGUAUUCUUUUCGAGUAUUUCCUCUGGACACCUGAACGCCUCCGUGAGGUCUCUCAACACUACUCAUACGUGUCUCCCGAGUACAAAGAUGCGUGGAAAUCACGACAUCCAGACGAGCAAGAUGUGCCCCCCCAGCGACUUCCAGAUCACUUGAUCCAGGCAGUCCUGUCGACAAGCACCUCAACGCUCUCGAUUUUGAGAACGUUGCACUUUGCAUUAUAUGACAUGGCAGUCCAUGAUCCACCGAGCGCGGAAGCACUAGCUAGCAUGGACCUCUGCACUACAUAUAACAAGUUAUGGUGGGAGAUCGUCGGGGUUCACGGAGGAGAGGCGCUUGCGCAGGGCAGAUGGGAUUGGGCGCAUGGCGAGUCCUCCGUGAGGCUGUUGAUGGCAGGCCGCUAUGAUGCUGGCUAUUACGCCUACACCUUGGGACGUAUGUGGGCACUUGACAUCUUUGAUACGUAUUUCCGAGAGGAUACGUACAACAAAGACGCUGCUCGGAAAUACAGAGAGCUCCUCCUGAAGCCUGGGAGCAGUCAGCCGGAGUGGAAGACGUUAACCAACUACCUGGGACGUGAGCCUCGGCCUGAGCCUCUGUAUCGGUGGCUCGGCGCUGCAAGUAGCUGA
Molecule: messenger RNA, 2151 nt
Organism: Cryphonectria parasitica EP155
Lineage: Eukaryota; Fungi; Ascomycota; Sordariomycetes; Diaporthales; Cryphonectriaceae
Product: metallopeptidase MepB
Exons: 4
Coding region: 1-2151 (716 amino acids)
Biological process (GO): peptide metabolic process; proteolysis
Cellular component (GO): mitochondrial intermembrane space
Molecular function (GO): metalloendopeptidase activity
Source: RefSeq, a predicted model, not a curated record